Dichotomopilus funicola is the source of this 1068-nucleotide messenger RNA. RefSeq lists its product as uncharacterized. Bases 1 to 1068 code for a protein of 355 amino acids. The transcript has a single exon. The record is from RefSeq and is a predicted model, not a curated record. Lineage: Eukaryota; Fungi; Ascomycota; Sordariomycetes; Sordariales; Chaetomiaceae.
AUGCGGGGAGUUUUUCAUUACUUCCUCCAUCUCCCAUGGGAGCUCAGAGACUAUAUCUGGAAGCUUGCAGUCCGACCAUUUCUCCCGGGAGCGCACGUAUUCAGACUUUACCGCGUCCAUGAUCGAGAUCACACCUAUCUGGAAUACGAAGUCGUUUCCAAAAAUGCUCCCUGGCGGCUCUCGCCGUCGCGUCUUGCCGCGCCGCGGUGCCUGCCCAGGAGCGCGGACUAUAGCUUGGCCUUACAAGCAACAACUCCCGUCUCAUGGAAACAAAAUAACCCAUCAACUUACCUUAUCGACAGUGGUCUUUGGACGGCCUGUAAAGAAUCACUCCUCGUCAUCGAGGCUGAGUUCCAAAACCCAGUACGCCGACGAGGCACAUGGACCCCGUCAGAAGUCGAAGCCCUCCGGAAGCGGCGAGGCCGCUUCAAUCUCCCAGAGACGGUCACAUUUUCAGCCUUCCUCGAUGGCUACGAACCCCGUUAUCUCACCGUCUUCCCCGCUCACGAUCUGUUCAUCAUACAGGCGCACGAUGUUCUAAAAGUCCGCUGGGAUUUUAUAUGGGAGUUUUUUAUGCACUGCUUUCGUAAGGCGGAGGCGGCAAACCAUUCUCAACGCCACAUGGCUCUAGAAUACGAUCCCGCGUGGGAUGAAGUGGCCCAUGAUAGUCACCACCGGGAAGGGCCUGCAGCGGAGUUCAUCGACGACUUCGCCAUGAGUAAUGGUAUCGAGGAUCACUUCACUCUGUGGCUUAUCGACUAUCGGAUCAAGCGCAAUCCGAGAUACCGGGCAUUUACCACGGGAAAGAUCAAAAGGCCGGCAGUCAAACCCCCAGCAGUCUUCUAUGCGAGUGACCGCCGGUAUGUUGAGGUGAACCGGUGGGAUGUGGAAAGGUGGGCUGGGCAUAACUCGAAGUGGAAUGCCGGGUCCGAAGCUCCAAGAGAGCAUUUCUGCCAUUACUGUGGCCCGCAUGGAAUUAUCGAGCGAAUUGAGGACAGGUAUGAGGAUUGGUCCGGUCCCCUUGGCAACGUUGUGUAUGGGGGGGUUCUUGCUUGCGAGUACCUUUGA